Molecule: messenger RNA, 8873 nt
Organism: Meriones unguiculatus (Mongolian gerbil)
Lineage: Eukaryota; Metazoa; Chordata; Mammalia; Rodentia; Muridae
Gene: Aff2
Product: ALF transcription elongation factor 2
Exons: 22
Coding region: 649-4617 (1322 amino acids)
Biological process (GO): regulation of RNA splicing
Cellular component (GO): nucleus; nuclear speck
Molecular function (GO): G-quadruplex RNA binding
Source: RefSeq, a predicted model, not a curated record
UGGGUCAUCAGCUCUGCAACUGCCCCCAUCAGCUGAUUUUGACAGUCGGGAUCCUGGAGCACAGGCGGGAGGGGCUAGCCCCUGCCAGAUCCAAGGAUGAUAACGUGUCUGCUCCAUGUCGCGGCUUCGAACUGGCCAGGCUCCGCCCCCUGUGAGUAUGUAAGUGUGUGAUGUUGUCUCGGCCGCCGCCUGUGCAGCCGCCGCCGCUGCCGCUGCCGCCACCGCCGCCGCUGCCCUGGCAGCUGCACCGCACUACUGCUACUGCCUUGCUGGCCCCAGCCUCGGCCGUCGCCACCCGCCCGCAGCCUGCCAGGCGGGCGGCCCAACCGGCCGAGCUCUAAGAGGCCGCCACUGCGACCUGGGUGCGCUGGGCACGCUGGCAGCCACAGGGAGAGUGGACCCAAGCGGGCGGUCAGGCUCUUGCCCGCCCAGUGCAAUCGUUUCCUCCGCCGCCACCUUCACUGCUCUGGAGCUCAGGACCAGGUACCCUGGGAGCCCGCCACUGCCGCUGAUGCGGCCCCAGCACUUUUAACCGGGCGGGAGGGCCAGAGAGCAGCGCCACCGACUACAGUGAGAGCUGCGCAGCUGAGAGCUGUGUCAACACACAGCGAGCAGGGACAGACAGCCGCCAGCCGCCGCCCGGCCGCUAUGGAUCUAUUUGACUUUUUCAGGGAUUGGGACUUGGAGCAGCAGUGUCACUAUGAACAAGACCGUAGCGCACUUAAGAAAAAGGAAUGGGAAAGAAGGAGUCAAGAAGUUCAGCAAGAAGAGGAUCUCUUUUCUUCAGGCUUUGAUCUUUUUGGAGAACCCUACAAGACUAACAAAGGGGAUGCCCUUGCCAACAAAGUCCAGAACACUCUUGGAAGCUAUGAUGAAAUGAAGGAUCUUCUAACUAACCAUUCUGGUCAGAAUCAUCUGGUGGGCAUUCCAAAGAAUUCUGUGCCCCAGACUCCCAUCAACAAAAGUGAAGCAAGUUUUUAUCCAGAACAAAAGAAUCGAAUGAUCCCUUCUCACCAAGAGAAUACCCACUCCUCAGCACCAAUGCUUCCACCUUCAGUCGUGAUAUUGAAUUCCACUCUAAUACACAGUAACAGAAAAUCGAAAUCUGAGUGGCCAAGAGAUAAUAACAACACUAGCCCUGGACAAACAAGCCAGACCACUAUUCAACCAAACAAGAUACAGACAUCCACACAAGACCUGCAUCAAACACGACUAGAAGACUUUUUUGUCUAUCCAGCAGAGCAACCACAAAUUGGUACAGUUGAAAAAUCUAACCCAUCUGCAAAGGAAGAUAAUAACCCCAAUUCUGGUGGAGAAGAUUCUUUCAAAGAAAUCUUUCAGUCCAGUUCACGAGAAGAAUCUGAAUUUACAGUGCAAGCUCCUGGGUCUCCCCUAGUUGCCUCAUCUUUAUUAGCUCCCAGCAGUGGCCUCUCAGUUCCAACCUUCCCACCAGGUCUUUACUGCAAAACAAGCAUGGGACAACAAAAGCCAACUGCGUAUGUAAGGCCCAUGGAUGGGCAGGACCAGGCAUCUGAUAUCUCUCCAACACUUAAGCCUUCUAUUGAAUUUGAGAACAGCUUUGGAAACCUCUCCUUUGGAUCACUGUUAGAUGGGAAACCCAGUGCAGCCAGUUCAAAGGCCAAACUGCCAAAGUUCACAAUCCUGCAAACAAGUGAAGUAAGCCUUCCCAGUGAUCCAAGCUGUGUUGAGGAAAUCCUGCGGGAAUCUCAGCAUCUGACUCCAGGAUUCACCUUACAAAAAUGGAGUGACCCGGGCAGCAGAGCUUCUACAAAGUCAGUACCACUCAAGUCGGUGCUUGAGGAUGACCUGAAGCUGAGCAGUGAUGAAGAUGACCUUGAGCCUGUGAAGACUUUGACCACUCAGUGUACAGCCAAUGAGCUCUACCAGGCUGUUGAAAAGGCAAAACCUAAGAAUAAUCCUGUGAAGGUGCUUGAGGAUGACCUGAAGCUGAGCAGUGAUGAAGAUGACCUUGAGCCUGUGAAGACUUUGACUACUCAGUGUACAGUCAAUGAGCUCUACCAGGCUGUUGAAAAGGCAAAACCUAAGAAUGUUCCUGUGAACCCACUCUCAGCCACAUUACAACCUCCACCUGCCCUGCAAGCCAAUGGGGGAUCUGGCAGCUCCAGUGAGUCAGAGAGUAGCUCAGAAUCGGACUCAGACACUGAAAGCAGCACCACUGACAGUGAAUCCAAUGAGACUCAUAGAGUGGCUACUCCAGAGCCUGAGCCACCCUCCACCAACAAAUGGCAGCUAGACAAAUGGCUGAACAAAGUUACAUCCCAGAACAAGUCAUUUAUUUGUGGACAAAAUGAGACACCCAUGGAGACCAAUUCUCUGCCUCCUCCAAUAAUACAACCAGUAGAAGUCCAGGUGAAAGUGAAACCAAACCCAAGCCAGGCUGUGGCUGAACCCAAAGACAGGCCUCUCCUAAGCCUCAUUAGGGAGAAAGCUCGAUCAAGGCCCACUCAGAAAAUCCCAGAAACAAAGGCUUUGAAGCAUAAAUUGUCAACAUCAGUUGACACAGUUUCUCAAAGGACAAUUGGGAAGAAACAGCUUAAAAAAGUUGAGAAAAACACCAGCUUUGAGGAGUUUACCUGGCCCAAACCAAAUAUUACUAGCACCACUCCCAAAGAGAAAGAAAGUGUGGAGGUUCCUGACCCACCACGAAGCCGCAACAAAGCAACUACCCACAAAUCAGUUCCUAGGAAAGAACCAAGGCCUCAUGCCCUUUCUACCACUGAGAAAAAGAAGUACAGAGGGCCUGGGAAGAUUGUGCCAAAGUCCCGGGAAUUCAUUGAAACAGAUUCAUCUACAUCUGAUUCUAACACAGACCAGGAAGAGACCCUGCAGAUCAAAGUUCCGCCUCCUUGCAUUUCUUCUGGAGGUAAUACUUCUAAACCCAAGGAUACAUCUAAUGCCAGCCUGACCCUUAGAACCUUGACCAGCAGCAACAGCAACAGCAACAACUUAUCCACCAGCAAUGUUGAGACAGCUUUUUCAUCACCUUCUGCCAUGCAAACUGAACUUUUGUCCCCUCUACAAGAUCAAGAGAAUCCCAAAAACCUCUGGGUGAAAAUUGACUUUGACUUACUUUUUAGAAUACCUGGCCAAAACUCAGUCCCAGCAGCACCUGCCAAGACAGACCACAAAGAAACUGCCUCUAAACCCAAGCGUCAAACUGCUCCCACAGCUCUGGAAAAACCAGCUCCUAAGGGCAAGCGUAAGCACAAGCCAGCAGAAGCUGCAGAGAAAAUCCCUGAGAAGAAGCAACGCCUGGAGAACAACACUACUGUCUGCCUGCUUCCUCCUUGCAUUUCACCAGCCCCACCCAACAAGCCUCCUAACACUAGAGAAAAUUCAUCCAGGAGAACAAACAAGAGAAAAGAAGAAAAGCUGUUCCCCCCUACACUUUCCCCACUGGCAGAGGACCCGCCACGUCGCAGAAAUGUCAGUGGCAACAAUGGGCUCUUCAGUCCUGACAAAAACAUCUCCAUAGCUGGACAAAUCACUUCUAUCAAACCUAAGAGAAGUGAAGGCAAAUUCUGUGCUACUUUCAAAGGAAUAUCCAUAAGCGAGGGAGAUGCUCCAAAAAAGGCUGUCUCUGCCACCAUUACUGUCACUAAUACGGCUAUAGCCACUGCCACUGUCACUGCCAUUACCACUGCCACUGUCACAGCUAGUGCCACUACCACUGCCACGGCCACCACCACAACCACCACCACUACUAUUUCUACCACCAACUCUACAAUCACUACUGGCCUUAUGAAUAGCAGUCACCUGGAGAUGACAUCAUGGGCAGCCCUUCCCCUCCUGUCCAGCAGAAGCACCAAUGUCCGGAGACCCAAGCUCACAUUUGAUGACUCUGUUCACAAUGCUGAUUUUUACAUGCAAGAGGCUAAGAAGCUGAAACAUAAAGCUGAUGCACUGUUUGAGAAAUUUGGCAAAGCUGUGAACUAUGCUGAUGCAGCCCUCUCCUUCACUGAAUGUGGCAAUGCCAUGGAACGUGAUCCUCUGGAAGCAAAGUCUCCAUAUACUAUGUAUUCUGAGACUGUGGAACUCCUCAGGUAUGCAAUGAGGCUGAAGAACUUUGCAAGUCCCAUGGCUUCUGAUGGGGACAAAAAGCUAGCAGUAUUAUGCUACCGAUGCUUGUCACUUCUCUAUUUGAGGAUGUUUAAACUGAAGAAGGACCAUGCUAUGAAAUACUCCAGAUCACUGAUGGAGUAUUUUAAGCAAAAUGCUUCAAAAGUUGCUCAGAUACCAUCUCCUUGGGUAGGCAAUGCAAAGAAUACUCCAUCUCCAGUGUCUCUGAACAAUGUCUCUCCCAUCAAUGCAAUGGGGAAUUGUAACAACGGCCCUGUCACCAUUCCCCAGCGCAUCCACCACAUGGCUGCUAGCCAUGUCAAUAUUACCAGUAAUGUGCUUCGGGGCUAUGAACACUGGGAUAUGGCUGACAAACUGACAAGAGACAAUAAAGAAUUCUUUGGUGAUCUGGAUACAUUGAUGGGGCCUCUGACCCAGCACAGCAGCAUGACCAAUCUUGUCCGUUAUGUUCGCCAGGGACUCUGUUGGCUGCGCAUAGAUGCCCAUUUGUUGUAGUGAGUGAUCUCCCAUUUCUAGUAUCACUGCCCAUCCCUCUACAUUUACCAGUGCCUUGAUAGUCACUGGUGGAACUCCACUCAUUUUUGAAAGUUCUCUUUCAUUAUGUUUGUUUUUAUGCAUUUUUUUGAUAUCUGUGAAAAACUGAAGUUAUUGUAAGUGGACACUACAACUUGAGAGAAGUGUGUGUUUUAUUUUUUAAUAUUUGAUAUGCAUUUCUCAUAUCUCAUUAUGUUUGUGCUUUAUGGAAUGAAAAUCCCUACAACAUUGAUUUAAGUCCACAUGAUUCAAAACAAAGAAUGAGAAGCACAUGUGAUGAUGACACGUCUCUGAGAAUUCAAAGAAGCUGUCUAACAUACAUCUGAACAAGGGACCUGCAAAGACUUCAGCAGUAGCCAUUCCCCAAACUAUACUCGUGGGUCCAGAAAAGAACAUAUUUUAGAAUCCAUUGUAAGCAAUUUCUGUGAUUCCUACAGACUAAAUCUUCAGGUGAGAAUCUCCAUUGUUCAAACCCACAGAUUUGAUGUUUUAUCCACAUUAUAAAGUCAAGAGUAGGAAGAAAAAUAUAAGCAUAAGAAUUAUACUUGUGAAAUAAUACACCACAAGACUCUUUUGUUAACAUCCUCUUCUUGGUUACCUAUUUUUCCCAUAUGUUUUGAGAAAGAGGAGUAACAUUUAUUUUGAUAAUUUUAUGGCACCCUCACCUGGGAUUGUCUUUGUGCAAAGCUCUCCUUUACAAGGAGAAGUUUGCUAGAUGCACAUCUUAGUCAGCAAAAUGUCACACUCAUCUUAGACAUGAGAAAUCAGACCAGACUGAAAGCCCUCCUAUAAAAAUCCAUGCCUCUGCCUCAUUUGCAGCCAGUAGGCAAAUCCAUCAUGUUAAGUAUUUUGAUUGAUUUGCAUAUCAAAUCUGUGGAAUCAAAAGUGAAGUUAUCACAUCCUAGAAUUAAUAAUGUAUAAUUCAUUUCCUGGUGUCAUCACUAUCUUAUCUGGACUUUUCAAAUAUUAUGCAUAUUUUCUGUUUUCUAGGAUUUUUUUCUUUCAGCUUUCUUUUGUUAUUUCUCUCAGGGGAUCUUGGCUAAAAUACAAUCAUUGAUUUUUGUUAAAGUUUAUAUUAGUAUAAGUCAUUUACAUGAAAAUUCCAAAGAUAAAACUAAACUCUGUAAGUAAUAUUAACCUUUCUUUUCAUAAAAUGAAAGCACUGGGUAGUGCUUUACCCUAGGAUUCUUGGAAAAAUUCCUGAAGUCUGGUACCAGUUCACCUAAUUUGAAGCAUUUCCUUAUGAGUUAUGACUAUCUCUCCUUACAAUCCUCUACAUUAGCCUUAUGUCCCUAAACAUCACACUGUAAAUAUCAUCUUCAGUGUUCCAGGUCACCAGCAAAAUUCUCCAGCUAUAGUACACACUAUGCGUUCAUUAGUUAUUUGUAAUUGCCUGCUGGCAAAUGAUUCUAUGUAACCUUUAAUCUACUAAGUUAUUGAAUUCUGUUCACUGAGUUAUAACCAGAUAAAUAACAUAUAUGUACAUGAAAGAUGCAAACUUGUAUGUUUUCUACAGCAAGUCAUGCAUGUCUGCAACAAGAACGGCAGGCAAUCACUCAGUACUCUUAUUGUAAGUUAGGUACUUCCCAGUUGCAAAAAAAGCCAGAUUUGAGUUCUGCUCUGAUCAUAUUUGAGUUUAAGGCCCCUUGUUGUAUAAUAAAAUUAUGGAAGUGACAUUCCAAUGGCUAAAGCUGUUUCUAUGGCUGAUGGGUGUACCCCAGCAGCUGAAGCUUACACUUUUUAGGCUCCCAAUAUGGUUGAGCUUUAAGCCUACAGUUUCAACAACAGCACUUGCAUAUGCACACACUCAAAUGAAAUCUAAAUAUUUUCCCAUUCCUCUUAAAUGAGGAAAAUGAAAACACGAAAGGCAGAACACCCCAAUUGGGCAUGAUGUGAAAAAAAAAAUGAGUUCAUGACUUUGAAGUAACUCAAGUUCUCUGUUUUCCAUGGUCUGCCAAGAAGCUUUCCUGGGUAUGGUUAAUAAUAAUGAUGCCUACAGGCUUGACUUGUAAAUUAAACCUAGGCCAUCAUAGAUUUACACAUAGAUUAUUUUUGAAAUUAAGAAUCCAGAAACUAGACAUUAGAGUGGUAGGAGCAGUUUCCCAUAGAAACAAGCAUAUUUCCACAUAGUUCUAGUUUCAGAAACUCAUUUUUUUCUUACGUACAACAGGGAGGCAAGAGUAUGCUCUGUCAUCUCUGGUGACUGACUAUAAAGUGCCAUGUCAGCAGUAUUAUGAUAACACUUGACAGUUCAGCUCUUGAUCAUCACCUGAUUAUUAAGUAAAUCCACCUGUAACAUAACUUAGAAACCAAUUAAACAUGGAGGGUAAAUUACCUUCCUAUCCCUAGAGAUGAGGUGUCUUUGGCUUCCUUAUUAAGAAUUGGUACUGUUUUCUAGGCACUCUAGUCAACAUACUACAAAUAGUGAUGUGCAUCAUGUGUGUUCAUCUAUUUGCUGGACUGAAAGAUUGAGGAUUUUGACAAGGGAAUCUCUUCAGUGUACCAGUUAAGUGAGGGAUAUGAGAUAUAUGGAUGGCAGUGACAGAUUGUGCCUCUGGAUAUUGGUAGAAGCUUGGUGAGCCACAUCUAAAAAAGCCUUGAAAGUGUAGUGAUGGACAGAGUAAUAGGCAGCCCAACCCCUCUUCAUCCCUACUCCCAGCAAAUACAAGAAACAAUCAUAGCCCUAAAACAUGACCAAGGCAGGGCCAGCCAGCACUAUGCCUUCAUUUAUCACACAAGCUCCAACCACAGAGAGUCUGACAAGUUUGUGUUAUGAUGUGGGCUUGGCUUUGUAUCUUUAAUUAGCUUUGGAUUUUUUAGUGGUUUUGUCAUAUUACUGUCUGAGUUUUGUAGGUAGGAUUAAUUUGAAAAAAGUUGAAUAGUGUGAUCCUUGUGAUCAUUGGGGUGGAAUGUACCUGUAAGCAUGCUGUUAGCCAGCCUAUAAACUGUUAAUUACUUAAUAAUAUCAUUGGGGAAAACUAGUAGUUUUAUAUUCAGAUUACAUAAUUGGAAAAAGCAGACUAGCUUCUGUGGCUAUUUAAAGACAAGGUUGGGAUGUCUUUUUUUAUUAUUAUUUCUUUCAUGUAAUGAAAUGGAAAAAUACAAAUCUUCAGUCAAAAGUAGCAAAAUUAGAUGUCAUUGCCUAAAAUGUGUUUUGUUGAGUUUCCAAGUGGGUGGAUACCUAAAGGCAUUGGAUAUGGUUUGCAUUGGAAAGAUGCUAGUUUAUUUCUACUGUACCUGAAGCUAUCUAAAUUGAAUUUUGUUCUAUUAAAAGUUGGAUCCCAGAGGUUGAAGUUGAGUUUAAAGUUGAAAAUCAUUUUUGAAGGCAGACUCAAUUAAGAUGUGAGGGUGAAGCCUUUACUUCCUUCUUAACAGACAUAACAAAUGUCACCUGCAUGAGGUAGCAGGUGGGAGAACCAAACUGGAUCACUGGGUAGGACUACUCAGUAAAGCAACAAAGUGCUUGCUUAAAGAAGCAUCACUAUUCCCAUUGAGAAAAAUGUGUGGCAAGUUGAAAUAGCUACACAUUAUCAAACAAAUGGGUGAUUCAGUGCCCCCAAAUUCAGUUCUGUUGGGAAAAAUUAUUGAGCUAGUUGUCAGUAUUGUGUUACAACGGCAGACUCAAUUCUUUGUCAUCGUUGUUAUUGUUGUUGCUAUUGUUGUUUCGCGUUUCCAACUCGCACAGCCUUAUUCUCAUAACUAAACUCUGAUUCAUGUUCACUUUGGUGUUAGCAAACUCCAAUGACAGAAAUGAUAUCUGUGUAUUGAUAAUCAUCAUUUACUCUCGCAAGGGACUAAUCAGAUAGGCUAGUCUUAGGCAUUAAUCCUACCAUUUGAUAUUUCCAGCAAAAGAGAAAGUAUUAGUUCCCUUUCCAUUCCCCUCCACACGAAUCUAGAAGCCCUCUGUACAAGAGCAUCACAUUUUCUCUGUAAUCUUUUAACAAAAAGAAAAUUGCAUUGUGGGGAGGGCAGAGGGGGGUGUGGGUGGAGGGUGGAGGGUGGGGAUGCCCUUGGAGGCCAGACUGCAGUUCAUGCCCCUUCCUGCUUCGGACAUAAAAUGUUAAAGUAUCAUUCAUCAUGCUUACACUGGGUUAGGGGACACUGAACUGCUUUUCAGAUCCAUGGUCAAUCAUUCUUCUGAGAUUGGAGCUUUGCUGUUUCAUUAACUGUGCAGUGUAGACUAAUGGUGUUUAAUAAAAAUCAUUCAAAAUUACAAA